Messenger RNA from Dermacentor andersoni, 2092 nucleotides. RefSeq lists its product as uncharacterized. Gene Ontology annotation, biological process: activation of innate immune response. NCBI's taxonomy places the organism in Eukaryota, Metazoa, Arthropoda, Arachnida, Ixodida, Ixodidae. The record is from RefSeq and is a predicted model, not a curated record. Gene Ontology annotation, molecular function: double-stranded DNA binding; RNA binding; zinc ion binding.
GGCCUGUCCGGAGCCAGGGAUUCUUAGCCCCCUCUCCAGCGUCGCAGGUCUGACCGCCGCCGUGGUCAGUUGCUUCGCAGCUGCUGGGGACUGAGGGCCGCGGUUUGAUUGUUGUGUUCAUAUAGGAGGUUGUGGCCAAGUACUGCACCAGGGUGGCCAAUCCUGCUCUGGUGAGAGAGUGCGUUACCGGUUCUGGUCACCAGGAUCAGGCCGCACUCCAGGCCUGUUUGUGCAAUUUUCUCAACACAUACGUUUUUUUUUUGUAUUUUCCGGUGGAGAAUUGUGCGGCACCGGGAUUUGAAUCACGGUCCUCUUGCACGGGAGGCGGAUACUCUACCGUCCCCGCAGGAGCUAAAUUAAAAAAUAAAUUAUGGGGUUUUACGUGACAAAACCACUUUCUGAUUUUGAGGCACGCCGUAUUGGAGGACUCCGGAAAUUUCGACCACCUGGGGUUCUUUAACGUGCACCUAAAUCUAAGUACACGGGUGUUUUCGCAUUUCGCCCCCAUCGAAAUGCGGCCGCCGUGGCCGGGAUCCGAUCCCGCGACCUCGUGCUCAGCAGUCUAACACCAUAGCCACUGAGUAACCACGGCGGGUCCCGCAGGAGUUGUGCGCCUCAUUUAACCUACAGUGGUGCCCUAUUUGAUCAGUCAAGGUGGACCAAUCUGAGCUCGGUUAUACCGCACGUAUGGCACUCGGCUAGAGAACCUGGUAUUUAUGACCUGCACAUGUGUGGCCAUACAUAAUAGAAUAUAUAUAUCUUUCUUUUUUUUACUUUAGGAGGGUUCUCGUACAGUGAUAAAAUAAAGAAAAAGACAUUAAAAAGAAAGAAAAAAAAAGAAAGAAAGAAAGGGAAAAAAAAGGAUCAUGACAGGUGAUUUGAACUCGUGACCCUUGGAUGUUGCCCGGAAAGAUAGCUUCCGGCCACGGUCGUGAAAGGACGCAGGAUGGCUGGCUCUUCGCGAGCAGUGAUAACGGCCGAUUCUGGCCGCGGAACAUCGUUUUUGGACGGCCUGAAAGAUUACAGGAUUGUACUGCCGCCGCUGCCAACCGGAGAAGGACUGAAAACAAUGGUUGUUCUUCACUGCGACACCGCUGGAAGGCCUUACAGGAUAGAAGAUUUCCGCCAGCCGAUGAAAGAAGCCGGCGUCAUUGAACAGGUGGGCGGUAUCGGAGCGUACCAGAUGUCGCACGUCUGGUUAGUCAACUUCCGUAGUGAAGAAGCCAAGAAAAAGUUGCUCGACAUCGGGCAUAUUGUUGUUAAAGGGAAGACUUGCGUUGUCUUUGACCCUGAAAGGCAGGAAGUGCGGCUGAAGGUGCAUUGGUGUGCCUUCAACGUCAGCAACGAAACUCUGAGGCGGGCGUUCGCCGAGUACGGCGAAGUGAAAGAAGUUUCGAGCGAUAGAUGGAAGACCGGCGGGUUUGAAAACGCCGACUCGACUACUCGUGUUGUGAGGCUGGUUCUUCGAGAAGGUGCAAGCCUCGAGCGCAUACCCCAUCAGCUGCGUAUCGGGAACGGUACAGUAUUAGUCGUCGUGCCCGGGCGUGCGCCGAUAUGUCUCCGCUGCCGCAACACAGGCCACAUUAGGCGGGACUGCAAGGUGCCCAAGUGCAGCGAGUGCCACGCCUUCGGGCAUGAAGAGGCUGAAUGCACGAAGUCAUACGCCCGCGCCGCGACUCGAGGAACAUUCGGCGAUAAUAGUGAGCUGCACAUGGACGAGGAUGAAGCUGAGCAAGCUGCCUCCAACCCAGUGGUCGAGAGCCCAACGGCCGCAGCGCUGAGCGAUGAAAAGGAAGGCGCCAUGCCAGGGACUCGUGAGUCAGCGCCCAGCACCCCCAAGUCGGCAACCACGAGCAUGGAUACCAAUUCACCGCAAGAUAUUCCACGCCCUUCUGAAAAAAGCAACGAGGAACCCAUGGAGUCUGACCCUGCGGCUGCGAAACGACGCCACGACGAUGUCAGUGCAAUAAGCCAGGAGCAACGACUGCGUCUCCUAGAACGCCAGUGGGGCGUAGGCGAAGGGAAAAAGCAGCGCGUCACCAGCGGUCUACGAUCGUCGUCGCUUCCUCGCGACGACAACCCGAAGACCUAA